This is a messenger RNA of Bipolaris victoriae FI3, 510 nucleotides long. RefSeq lists its product as hypothetical. NCBI's taxonomy places the organism in Eukaryota, Fungi, Ascomycota, Dothideomycetes, Pleosporales, Pleosporaceae. The record is from RefSeq and is a predicted model, not a curated record. The transcript has a single exon. Bases 1 to 510 code for a protein of 169 amino acids.
AUGGAAAUGCCAUGGGCAGGAUCCGCACCAGGUUCUCUAUCUAGCCUCGAUCUGGCGAGCGAAGAAUCAUGGGGUGACGAGAAAAUUCGCCCUUUCUUUCCCCCACCAGACGAGGACACAUUCCCUACCGAGCAAACCUUUUUGGCUAGUCUGGUCCCCGUACCUUUGGAGACCGUCGAGCAUGACAAUAGAGAAUGUAUAUUCUGCGAAACACGUUAUGGGGAGAUCUCAGAUUCAGCACCGGGCAGUCCGGAGAUGCCAGUCAGAUUACGAUGUAAUCAUGUCUUUGGCGAACAAUGUGCACGUAGACAUUUCGGUCAACGCUUGAUUAUCGAGUUCAAUAUCCGCCCACUAGAAUUCCACCCAGGAACCAGAGGCAACAUCUUGAUCUCGAAGCUACAUGGCCACGCUGUAGAAGUGGACCAAUAUCUGGGCGACUUCAACCUCUUCAAAGGCCUCCUGGACAAUCUCCAUGAUGCCGAACGCUUAAAUCGAUUUUUUGGGCCAUAG